AUGGCCUCUGCUAUGCCUGACAAAGAGAGAGCUGCCAAGACCUCCCUGGAGGUGAAGGAAGAGGAACAGCAGGAUGCAGUAAAUCAGGUGGCUAACCUGACCUUGGUGAGCUCUGCCUGUGACAUAGUUUCUACAGCUUAUGCCUCCACUAAGGAGAGCCACCCCUACAUCAGAUCUGUGUGUGAUGCAGCAGAGAAAGGAGUGAAGAGUGUGACCGAAGCCACAGCCAGCUGUGUGCAGCCAGUUCUGACUACACUGGAGCCUCAUGGUAAUCCCCUGUGGAAGGGCAGGUUUGCACCUGCCUGUGAGGGACUCUCUCUCCUUCCAGCUCUGGAAGGAGUCCUAGGAUGUGGAAAUGUACCUCUCCAUCACGUUGCUGCAGCUAGUGAGUAUGCCUCCAAGGGUUUGGAUAAACUAGAGGAAAAGCUCCCACUCCUUCAAAAGCCAGUGGAACAGAUCCUCUCUGAUACAAAAGAGCUGGUAUCAUUGAAAGUGGCUGAUGUGAAGGAUGCUGUGAGCAGCAAAGUGACAGAGGUGAUGGAUGUAACUAAGGAGACUCUUCAGAGCAGUAUGGAGGCUGCCAGAUCUGCAGUGACCAGUGUGGGGAUGGUUAUGGACUCCAAAGUGGGCCAGACGGCUGUAAGCAGAGCAGAAGCUGUGCUGGGGAGAACAGAAGACAGCUCUCUCCCUAUUGGAAAUGAGGAACUAGCCAAACUGGCAGCAUCUGAGGAAGGUGCAGACAUAAUGUCUGUGGAGCAGCAGCAGGAGAAGAGACAGUACUUUGUGCGGUUGGGGUCUCUCUCUGAUGAACUUCGCCUGUUUGCCUACCUGCGCUCAACAGACAAAAUGAAGCAGGUCUGGCAGGGCAUGCAGGGGGCCCUUGCACAGCUUCACUGCAUCAUUGAACUGAUUGAAGUGUUUAAGCAAGGAUUUAAUCAAAAGGUUCAGGAGGGGCAGGAGAAACUACACCAGAUGUGGCUGGACUGGAGUAAAAAGUCUUCUGAAGAGAGUGGAGAUAAAACACCUGCAGAGGCAGAGGAGAUGGAGUCUCUGGCCCUGCUCAUGGCAUGCAGUAUCACACAGCAGCUGCAGAUCACCUGCUGUAAAAUAGUGUCUGCAAUUCAAGGCCUUCCCUCAAGCCUUCAGGAUAAGGUGAAACAAUCUCUCAGUACCAUAGAGGAGCUUCAUGCUUCUUUCUCAGUAGCAAACUCCUUCCAGGACCUGUCCAGCAGUGUCCUGAGCCAGAGGAAGCUGGCUGUGAUCCAGGAGUACAUGGAGGAGCUGCUGGACUACCUGAAGAACAACACACCUCUGUCCUGGCUGGUGGGACCCUUCUCCCCCAGGGAGGAGGAGGAGGAAACCUCCCAGGAGCAUGAGCCCUUGCAGGAGAAGGAAGCAGAGACAGCAGGAACAGGGCAUCAUGAAGCCUCUACCACCCUUGUGUAA
This is a messenger RNA of Aquila chrysaetos chrysaetos, 1446 nucleotides long. Its product is annotated as perilipin-3-like. The record is from RefSeq and is a predicted model, not a curated record. Gene Ontology annotation, cellular component: lipid droplet; cytosol. Gene Ontology annotation, biological process: positive regulation of triglyceride storage; lipid storage. NCBI's taxonomy places the organism in Eukaryota, Metazoa, Chordata, Aves, Accipitriformes, Accipitridae.